Messenger RNA from Saccostrea echinata, 2202 nucleotides. RefSeq names its product GRAM domain-containing protein 4-like. The record is from RefSeq and is a predicted model, not a curated record. The transcript is spliced from 18 exons. NCBI's taxonomy places the organism in Eukaryota, Metazoa, Mollusca, Bivalvia, Ostreida, Ostreidae. Bases 380 to 1876 code for a protein of 498 amino acids. Gene Ontology annotation, biological process: apoptotic process; negative regulation of toll-like receptor 9 signaling pathway.
UAAUAAUUAUAUCAAAUAUGUGAUGUCGCAAUUAAUUGUGUAAUAAAAUAGAGCAAUGUUUGAAAGUAAACAUGGGGAAGUCCGCCAGCGAAGUGUCAGCACGAACACAUACUCUAGACCACAACAGGAAGAAACGUUCAUUUCUGACACCUAUGAUAUUGUGGAAGAUGAUGGAAAAAACAGAAACACAGGGUUUACUUCGGACUGUGAAAAAGAAAUUUAUGAAAUGCAGCUACUUCAACUUCAAGAACAGUUAGAAGCUGCAAUGAUUGAGAAAGAACAACUUGCAAAAAAGCUGAAGAAAUUUUCUGAAGCCUCAUUUAGGAAACUCCAAGAUGACCUUGAAGCAGAAAAGUGAAAAAACAAGGAUCUUCAACUGAUGAUAACUUCAAAAAGACACAGCAAUUUCUUACUUCACUCUUCCACCGAGGCUACCUCUACAACUGAUCUUAAGAGAGUAGGAUCCGAAAGUAAGAAAAAAGGGAAGGAAGAACACAGCUCAAACAAAACAGAGAAGAAAGGGAAUCUUCCAACAAGAAUUAUGGAGAGAGUGGUCUGCUCUUUGUACGACAUUGCAGAUGAUUUCUCCCCCGACACUUCAGAGGAAUCAGCAGAGGAAGAAAAGGACACCCAAGUCAACAUCACAAUUCUAAAAGAGAACGUCAAAAGGUUUAGCACAGCAUUAAAACCAUACAUCAACACAAUAAAAGGAAUACAGGGACUCUUCCACUGGGAGUCAUCAGCUUAUACACUGGUGGUCUUCAUGGUUUACAUGUAUGCUGUCUGGCAAGGAAGGGCUGUACAACUUUUCUUAUUAUGUCUCAUCUUCAGACACUUCAUCAGUUAUCUACAAAGCUUAGGAAUCAAAAUCAAGUUUAAUUUUUUGGACAGAGAAGAAGAAAACAAAAUAAAAAAAGAAGAGUCAUCUUUAGGGCUAUCAGACAAAAUUAAUGUGGUUGUACAGGUAGCCAAAAAAGUACAGGAUUUUCUCGGUAAAGCUGCGGACAGUCUAGAGAAGAUUGAGAGUGUACUGACAUGGCGAUACAGACCUGCCGCCCAGCGAAUCUUCCUUGGUCUCUGUGUUUGUCUUGUUAUGUCUGCAGUGAUGGACUUUGACUUGUUGCUCUGUGUUAUGGGUCUCAAUAUCGGAAUAAAGCUCUUUUUAAUUGACUUUAUUUACUAUAAAUUCCCAAGAGUACAGAAAAAGUAUGAUUCAGUUUAUAAACUAUGGAAGGCUCUUCCAACAAAAGAGGAAUGGCAGAAGACACACAUCAAGUCACAGAUAGACAAAUAUGUAUUGUCAGAUGUCGGUAAAGAGAAUGAGGACAAUAUAACGGCUUCAGGAGAGGAAAAUCCGGAAACCUUAACAGAGGCGGAUCUAACAACUGAAGACAAAUCUUUCUGUCAACUCUUUUGUUUACCUUCCUCUGAAAUACCUUUACAAGGUUGGCGUGGAGGGAGACGUUGUACACUGGUGAACAAGGAAAAGAGAGGAAUAGGAGCUUUUAAAAAUGGAAAACUUUAUCUGACGAAAAGCUUCCUUUGUUUUGAAAGAAAACGCAGUCCAACAAAAGAAAACCUGCUUAUUCCACUUGUUGAUGUAGUGGCCAUUAAUAAGGCUAAACCAUAUCAGUUUAUGUUGGGUUCAGGAAUGGCAAUAGAAGUGAUGGUGAAAGACAAGAGUUUCAUAUUUGGUGGGAUUCUGAGUCGGGAUGAUGCUUACGAUAGCAUACAACAACACGGCAUUAACAAUGAAUUGCCAUGGGCAACUGGAAUACCAUUGGAUGAGUCGCCUUCGCCACGCCCAGAUAUCGUAAGAUUGACAGAAAAUAAACAGAACUUCAGUUUUCCAGCCGAGUAUGGUGAUUUCGAUUAAAAUGAACUUUGAAGUGUAUAAUGGCAUUUGUGUAUAAUGGCAUUUUUAUGUUGAAAACAUAGGCUAGCCAUGAAAAGGUUGUUAAAUUCUACAAGAAGCACCAGGUUUUGAGAAUCAUUAUUUGUGAUUUGUUAGUUGUGAUUUACCAUGACAUCUCUAAAAGUGCCAUGCAGAUUUAUUUCAUUUGUUUGCAUUUGCAAGAUCUUUUGGGGGGGGGGGUGUUAUAUUUAAAAUUAUUUUUUUAAUCAAGACAUAAACUAAAAUAUAACUUGUGUACAGUGCACUGAAUUAUAUUAAAUAUUUCAUUAUGCACAAAAGUCUAUUGU